AUGGCAGAGGACCACCCAUCAAGUGCGGCCACGACCGACCUGAAGGCCAACGUGGAGCGGUUCAUGGGCUUUGCCGACGUGUACGACGCCGCGCGUCCCACCCCGCCCGCCGACCUGGUAGACCUGCUCCUGCGCUACGCGGGGCGCACCCGCGCCGCCUGCGUGGCCGACAUCGGGUGCGGCACAGGGCUGUCGACGUGGCUGUGGCAGGGCAAAGCGGACGAGGUGGUGGGCGUGGAGCCCAGCACGGACAUGCUGGCCCAGGCGGAGAAGGGGCGCGCGCUCUACCCCGACGGCGCGUCCAACGUGCGCUUCGUCAACGCCCUCUCGACCGCCACGGGCCUGCCCGACUCCUCUGUCGACAUCGUGACCGUCUCCCAGGCCCUCCACUGGAUGGACCCGACCCCCACCUUCGCCGAGGCUGUCCGCAUCCUGCGUCCCGGUGGCCUAUUCGUCGCGUACGACUGUGACUGGCCGCCGGCCACGGGCUGCUGGGAGGCCGAACAGCGCUACACGGACUGGCUCAAGGAGGUCAAGGCCGUGGGCCGCCAGCGCGACCUCUACCGCGACGUCAAGAAGUGGGAGAAGGAGGAGCACCUCGGCCGCAUGGCCGCCAGCGGCCUCUUCCGCUGGGUUCGGGAGCUGAUCGUCCACAGCGACCAGGAGACCGGCGACGCCCGGCGGCUGCUGCAGCUGGCCCUGAGCCAAGGCCACGUCGCCACCGUGCGCAAGGCCGGGGUGAGCGACGACGAGCUCGGCAUCGGCGCCCUGCUCGACCAGUUCACCCAAUGGAUGGGCACCGAGCCGCGGCCCUGGGUCUGGGGCUACCGCGUUCGUCUCGGCGUAAAAUAA
Molecule: messenger RNA, 852 nt
Organism: Acanthamoeba castellanii str. Neff
Lineage: Eukaryota; Discosea; Longamoebia; Acanthamoebidae
Product: methyltransferase domain containing protein
Exons: 4
Coding region: 1-852 (283 amino acids)
Molecular function (GO): S-adenosylmethionine-dependent methyltransferase activity
Source: RefSeq, a predicted model, not a curated record